Messenger RNA from Chilo suppressalis (striped riceborer), 1026 nucleotides. Lineage: Eukaryota; Metazoa; Arthropoda; Insecta; Lepidoptera; Crambidae. The record is from the annotation of a GenBank genome assembly.
AUGUUAACUUGCAGCCAUUCCGACGUGAACGGGUGGACUAUACAGCUGGGAAUCACGCGGCGCCGUUCGCAUGCGUACUACGGUCAGAAGGUGAAGGUGCGUCGCGUGGUGCCCCAUCCGCAGUACAACAUAGGGGUCGCGCACGACAACGACAUCGCACUGUUUCAGCCAUUCAAAUGUGAACGGGUGGACUAUACAGCUGGUUACUACGGUCAGAAGGUGAAGGUGCGUCGCGUGAUGCCCCAUCCGCAGUACAGUAUAGGGGUCGCGCACGACAACGACUUCGCACUGUUUCAGCCAUUUAGAUGUGAACGGGUGGACUAUACAGCUGGUUACUACGGUCAGAAGGUGAAGGUGCCUCGCUUGGUGCCCUAUCCGCAGUACCGUAUAGGGGUCGCGCACGACAACGAUAUCGCACUGUUUCAGCCAUUUAGAUGUGAACGGGUGGACUAUAUAGCUGGUUACUACGGUCAGAAGGUGAAGGUGCCCCAUCCGCAGUACAACAUAGGGGUCGCGCACGACAACGACAUCGCACUGUUUCAGAUGUUAACGGGUGAACUAUACAGCUGGUUACUACGGUCAGAAGGUGAAGGUGCCUCGCUUGGUGCCCUAUCCGCAGUACCGUAUAGGGGUCGCGCACGACAACGAUAUCGCACUGUUUCAGUGUCGGAGUACGAGCCAGCCGUGAACGAGGUGGAAGUGCCGGUACUGAACCGCGACCUCUGCAACCAGUGGCUCGAGCACCGCGACCUCAACGUCACCGAGGGCAUGAUCUGUGCUGGCUACCCGGAGGGCGGCAAGGAUGCCUGCCAGUGGCUGGAGCACCAUGACCUCAACGUCACCGAGGGCAUGAUCUGUGCUGGUUACCCGGAGGGCGGCAAGGAUGCCUGCCAGUGGCUGGAGCACCAUGACCUCAACAUCACCGAGGGCAUGAUCUGUGCUGGUUACCCGGAGGGCGGCAAGGAUGCCUGCCAAGUAUGGAUAUUGAUGCCACUUAACUAUCUUCCACAAACGGACGGGUUCUGA